Messenger RNA from Microsporum canis CBS 113480, 2985 nucleotides. RefSeq names its product leucine-rich repeat-containing protein 40. The record is from RefSeq and is a predicted model, not a curated record. The transcript has 2 exons. Lineage: Eukaryota; Fungi; Ascomycota; Eurotiomycetes; Onygenales; Arthrodermataceae. Gene Ontology annotation, molecular function: protein binding. The coding region runs from base 1 to 2985 and encodes 994 amino acids.
AUGGACAGCAAACCCGCAGUCAGCGGCCGUCCGCGACUCUCACGGCUGCCUCUGCCCACGGCGACGCCCUCCAGGUCCCUGAGGCCGUCGCCGUCGAGGGACAGGCUGCAGGCAGACGCAGGACUCAAGGUAUCGAGGCUUCGGCGGCCGUCUGAGGACCUCUUCGGCAGGCCAUAUUCCCCUGCUGGCUCGAGCGAGUCUGAUCUUCUGGCGGACGGACACCCCGAGACAACCACGGCCUCGACUGCUACCGCUACCGCUUCUCUGCGCCCCCAGCCCUUCGGCAGGCCAUCUCACCUGAACGAGUCGCUUCUGCUGGACCCGGCCGACACCAGACAGGGCCGCAGUCCCUCCCGCAAUGCCUCCAGGCCCUCCCUGUCAGACCGAACCAUCGAGACGCUCGCCCAGAUUCCGGGUUCGCCCUCGCCCGGUAGGAGAAGGUCCGGCUUCAUGGUAGAGUCCAGGAGGUCUCCGUCACGGCAGUCCCUGAACGGAGCCCCUUUGUCCCCCGCUCCCUCGGUCAGGAGUCUGAGGCUGUCCAGGUCUCCGUCCGCUGCCAGCACAACGCGAGAGCGUCCGGUGGGCCAGCGGAACGGCAUGCUAGAGACGCGCGAGGAGGGUGUCGAGGAGGAGGCAGGUUCGGCAGGCUCCAUGCCCCGGAAACCGGCACGUCCAGCUCUCACGGCCAGCAAGAGCCAGAGCAUGAUAUCACGGAAGCCAAAACAGAGACCGUCUCUAAGCCAGGUGUUCAGGGAGACGCCUGAUCCAGAGCCCAGCGGCACAAUUGAGCCGCUUUCGAUACCCAAGACCAGGAAGCCGCCGUCUACCAUCUCAUCCAGCCUCACCUCGCCGACUUCUUCGGUCUCCAGACGAUCGCCGAGGACCUCCAUCACGUCCGACGGAUGCACGCCCAACGAGCCACCCCCGAAAGAACCGGAGCCAACAAAGAAGGCUGUCAAGUCAUCCAGUGCCCUCCGGGAGAGCAUAGCCAAGGCGAAAGCCGCUCGCAAAGCAGCACAGCAGCAGCAGCAGCAACAGCAGCGCGAAUCGUCCGGUAGAUUCCCCGACGUGCCUGAAGAAGCCAGCCUGCAGGAUCCAUUCAACCAGCUGUCCGGGAUGCAGCCAACCGGUGCCGCCUUGCAGAGCAGAACCGCAUCAGCCCGGAAAUCGGGCCAUUUGAACAUAUCAGCGAUGGGUCUGGCCGAGAUACCCGACGAGGUCUUGACCAUGUACACCUUUGAUCCAAACAGCAACGAUGUCUGGUAUGAAAACGUCGACCUGGUCAAGUUCAUGGCAGCAGACAACGAGUUGACUUCGCUGCCGGACGAGGCAUUCCCUGACAUCGAUAUCACCGACUUUAACCCCGAUGAGCCCGGUCCAAACGCUCAGUUCGGUGGCCUGGAGCACAUCGACCUGCACGGGAACAAGCUGUCUACUCUCCCCGUCGGUCUGAGGAGGCUACAGAGACUUCGCAGCCUGAACCUGUCGAAGAACAGGCUGGAUACCAUGGAGACCCUCGAAGUGGUCUUCGGUAUAGAGAGUCUGACCGAGCUAAAGCUUGCUGAGAACAAUCUGUCCGGCACGCUGGCUCCAGAGGUAGGGCGUCUCGUCAGGCUAGAAGUCCUGGAUCUACACGGGAACAGUCUCACCGGGCUCCCUGAUUCUAUAGCAGACCUAACCGCGCUGCGGAUCCUGAACCUUUCCGAGAACAGGCUCUCUUCCCUUCCCUUGAUGGCUAUGAAGGAUCUUCCCCUGACAGAGCUUAACGUCUGGAAGAAUAGGCUGGAUGGCUACUUCUUUCCAAAGGCGUUCAAGCGACAUGAUACCUUGCAGAUACUGAACGUUGCAACCAACAACCUGGAUGAGCUAUCCGCAGGAGAUACCAUCGAGUUGCCAAACUUGCAACAGCUGUUCGUAGAACAGAACUGUCUAAAGACACUCCCGAAUAUAUCGUCAUGGAAGUCCCUGUUGACCGUAAUAGCCUCGGAGAAUCGCCUCUCUGCCUUACCAGAAGGCCUGACCGAUCUUGAGAAUAUAAAACACCUAGAUUUCGUAGGGAACGAUAUCAGGCUGAUUGACGACAACGUCGGCUUCAUGGAGAGUCUCGUCACACUCCGUAUAUCUAACAACCCUCUCCGCGAAAGGAAGCUCCUGGCCAUGGACACCGAGGAGCUGAAGCGAGAACUCUGCGGCCGGCGUGAAGUCAAGGAACCAUCGCAGGACGAAGAAGAGGGCUCCGUGCAAACGGAAUUCACGCUGGCACCCGAAAGUCCCACGGCCACCAUCACUCACGCAUGGCGAGUCAAGCAACGCGGUGUCCUGGAUCGCUCCUCCACCAACCUCUCUGACCUUGAGCCAUCAGACAUCGAACCGUUGAUCGCCAAAUCCGACAUCAGAUGUCUCUACCUCCAACGUAACCGGCUGGAGAAAUUCCCCGUACCGGCACUGUCGCUCAUAGCCCAUUCCCUAAUCGACCUCGACCUAUCCAAUAACCCCGUUGGACGUACAGAGCUCACUACACCCUUAUCGCUCCCCAACCUCCAAAACCUGACUCUCUCUUCCGCAGCCCUGACAUCCCUUGAGCCUCUUCUGGCCAACCUCUCGGCACCCUCACUUUCUUUCCUCGACGUUUCGAUAAAUCGUCUCAAGGGCCCUGUGCCGGUCAUGCGUGCCACAUACCCUAACCUAGUCACUUUCCUCGCAUCGGAAAAUGCGUUCGACAGCCUCUCCUACGAGGCCGUCGAAGGCCUGCAGGUCCUUGACGUGGCGAACAAUGAUAUCGACGCUUUGCCUCCGAGAGCAGGUCUUUUGGGAGUGGACGAUGUUCCCCCUGGAGUGAAUGCGCUGCGGCGAUUCGAGGUUGCUGGGAAUCGGUUCAGGGUUCCUAGGUGGCAGAUUGUUUCAAAGGGGACGGAAGCAAUACUGGACCAUUUAAAGAAUAGAAUCAGUGAAGCUGAGAUGAAGGAAUGGAAAGCCGGUGUGUAA